Molecule: messenger RNA, 4369 nt
Organism: Xyrauchen texanus (razorback sucker)
Lineage: Eukaryota; Metazoa; Chordata; Actinopteri; Cypriniformes; Catostomidae
Gene: pbxip1a
Product: pre-B-cell leukemia homeobox interacting protein 1a
Exons: 11
Coding region: 401-2719 (772 amino acids)
Source: RefSeq, a predicted model, not a curated record
GGCAGACGUGUCAGUAAACUGCUGGAGGACAACAUGUCUUGUCCCUAUAUAUAGGGACUUCAUGCAUGUAGUUGGACUAACACAAGUCUUCGCUUUCCCUCAAGUCAACGAUAAGACUGUUCAGAGGGCACACUUCACGUUUAGAUUGUCACUCUCACCUGUGAUUGUCAGUCACAGUUUAAAUGAGCUGUCUGGCUGAAACGACACGACUCUGUUCCCAUUGGAUGCCGACUGUUUGAGCGGAUCGGAGUGCUGCGCAACCAAACCAGAAACGUGAAACUCGGAAUACCUGAAGUUGCGAAGUUCGCGCGUGGAACGUAAAAAGCACGUACGCAAUAAAGCGUGCGCAUUUCAACUGAGGCCGAUUGAAGCACGGUGCUGUGCCGAGCCACAAGGGGCAAUGUCUGAUAACAGCACCGGCAGCACUGGGUCAUCCAGUAACAGUUGGACACUGCUCUCCCCGGAGGAGGUUGCUGCAGAUCCUGCUGCACCAGUGGACGAUGGAACGGAAAGUCUUGGGGAUGCACCCAGUAUUUCGGAGGAAAUAGCAGGGAGCUCUAUGGAGGUGAGGUCACAUGACCCUGAAACUCAACUGGCAGAGACUAUUUUGUCAGAGGAGGGUCACCAGGUCAGUGCCUCACUGCCGAUUUGCCAGGAACAAGCCCCCGAAUUCUUCAAAGAGAUGUCAGCAUCUGGCCACGCUGGCAUCGAACUUGAUCCUGAGAUCCAUGCUCCGGUCAUCCAUGACACAAUCACCAGUUCUCCCCCUGACAGUGACCUUCUGGGUGCCGUUCCCUUCAGCAUCGCUACAGAAACAACCUUCCAGUUUUCAGAGGAGUCAGUCCUUGAUGAACGCACUGAAGAGGACAUUACUGAUGUCUUUCCCAGCCAGCACGUUCCCAUUCAAGAAAGACCCUCACCUGAACCAGAGCCCAAAAUCACAUCCAGUCCAGAACCAAUCAGAGAAAUAAGCCCCUCCCUGGAUGUCCAUGUCUCUGAACCUACCGCAGACAUAAGGUCCGCCCUUGAAAUCAGUGAUUCAACUGCAAUCCCAGUACUUGAUAUUCAAGCUGAUAUACACCCCACCCCUGAAACCUCGCCUCUGGCCCUGCCCUCUGAGGCUGAUACAGGCUUGGGCUCCACAGCAAAGAGCCCCGCCCCUGACAGUUCUUAUCCAGAAACCAUUGGCACGAUUGAAACUGAAGAGGAGGAGCCUUCCAUAGAGAAAGAGGAAACGGCACUGCCAGACAAAAUUCCUGAUGUGGUGGGAGAACCAGAACCUCUUGGCACUGAACUUUCAGCAGAAGGUGAUGGUCUAAGGCACAGACAUGUACAGCCCACCAUAGUGCUUAAGCGAAGCUCUGAUGAGGAGGAGGAAGAGGAGGAGGAGGAGGAGUUUAACCUGCCCGAGAGGAAAGAGGAGAAACGAGGUUUCUCUUUGAAUCAACUGAUAGUUGGAGCGUUAGUGCUGCUCUGUCUUGGAUCCUUCUUUUUCUCCGGUUCUGUGGUUGACCAGGCUGGUGAUGAUUAUGAUGGUACAGAAUUAAGUGACCAGGAACUCCUUGAUAAACUUGCCCAAGAGAAUAAACAAAUUAAUAUAUUGGAGGCCCAGAUAGAGUCCCAGGGAGAGGAGCUGGACAAGGCUUUGAAAAUAGCUGCAGAUCAGCAUAGCACUGAGAAAGGAGUACUUGAAAAUGAGAACAAUAAACUGAAAGAUCAACUGUCUGAACUGCCAGGCCUGAAAGAAGAACUACAGACACUGAGAGCACGAGUUGCUGAACUCGCCAAGCUUACAGUUGCAGAGGAACUCCCACAACAUGCCCUGGACUCUGGCCCACCUUCCACUGGUGAGUCUAUUCCAGCAGGAACUGAGAAACACUGGGAUAAAAAUAAAGAACUCAAGAGGCAAAAGGUUCUGUUGGAUGAAAGUAGGAAGCGGCUGGAGGGAAUGAAGAAACCGGGCUGGAACAAGCAGGGUUUGAGGGAGAGUUUAGUGGAGAUGCAGGAGAGGCUCUCGAAACAGGUGGACCAGCUGGGCAAGAGGGAAGAAUGGAAGAAGAAACACCAAGAGCACAAAGGAGAGAAGAAGGAAUUUGGAAAAAGGAAGGAGCAGGAGAUUGAACGAGGGAAAGAGUGGAAGCAAGGUAAGGAUAAAAAGAAUGGUAACUACAAACACAAAGAGCAUCUCAAGAAGUACAAAGAAGAGUGGGACCACAAGAAAGACGAGAGAAGGUUAGAGCGAGAAAGGAGACAGAGGGAUGGACCUUGGCAUGGAAAAGAUCCCAAACAGCAGCACCAAGAUCAUCAACGCAAGCAGGUGGACAUCUGGAAACACCAGGAGGAAAAGCUCAGGAGGAACCGACAUCCCGCCGAGGGUUGUCGUGGUGUGGUUAACUGUGCCGACGCAGAGGGACUUGUUCCUGUCAAGCUUGUAGAGUUUCAGGACCUUCUCGAGGUCUACCUAAGCAAACUUGAGGGCGUUCCUCAAGAAAACAAGGAAAGUCUUCGUCGACUCACAGCCCAGUUCUUCAAUGGUGGUGUUUUCGCCCACGACCGAAUGCUCUUCAGCGAGUUUGCAGAGGAUGUGGCGGAUAUCUUGGAAGAUCUGGCAGAUGAUUUGGAAGAUGAGCAGCAUGGGAAGGACAACGAUUCCCUUGAAGAAGAGAUGGAGGAAUUUGAGAAGGAGGCACUGUUGAGGUUUUCCGCUCCUGUAGCUUAAUGCUGAUGCUGCCCUAAGCAGAAACUGGGUGGAAAGAAUGGAAAAAUCACCAUGUGAAGGAAAUCAUGGAAAUCCAAAACACGAUGGUUGAGAGAACAUCUCUCCGAACAGCUGUUUCUUUCCCAACUGUAGAUGUAGUUCAAUGCCUUGUGUAAGGAGUUUCCUCGUCAUUAGUGAAGUCCCAUCUGUGCAUUGGGUGUUUUGUUGUAAGCUACCUCUGUUAGUCCUUUUCUUGCUUGCUGUGUAAAGUGUCAAUCAUCUUAAGCAUUAUGUGUUGCCACAUGAGUGAAAUUGCUUUACAUACAGAAGAAUCAAUCAGUGCAUAUGGGGUUUUGAACAAGGUUAACCUGGAUGAGUGCAAUGAGAAUAGUAGAAUGUUUUCCAUCAUAAAUAUAUCAUAUAGAAUGUCAGAACUGAGAAUUAUAUGUAGAAAAGUGCUUUUUAUUUUAGCUAUUUAAAUAUUUUGACCAUUUGAAUUUUUAUUUAUUUUACUUUUAUUUCCGCACCUACCCAAUGUUUUUGCUUUGUAGUCAAAGCUGUAGUCAAACUGGUUUCUUUUAAAGUUUCGUUUUCACCGUAGAAGUUUUAGAGGUCAUUUUCAGUUUCUACCCAAACUUCUACUUCGUUCCAAACUGUAUGAAUUUCUUAUGCAGAACACGGUAUGAAAACAUUCACUUUAAUGAAUAUUUCAGCCCAUCUUGUCAAUAUAAUGACUUAUUAUUUCAAAGCUUAAAAAGGGCCCAAAAGUAUCAUAAUGCGGCUUGUGCAUCAGAUUCCAAGUCUUUUGUAGGCAUACAAUUGGUUUUGACAUUUUCGGUGAAACUCUUGAUGUCUGUUGACGGAAGAUUUCACAGUGGCAAUUUGCAUCCUUUCAUGCUAAAAACACUUUGAAUUUGAUGCACAAUUUGCACGGACUAUUUUUAAGAUACAAUUUGGUCCCUUUUUAAGCUUAAAAGUGAAUUAACUAACAUUGAAUAGACAGACCAACAUAUUAAUUCAAAUGUUCUCUAUUUUGUUCUGCAUAAGAAAGUCAUACGGGUUUGGAAUGACAAAUUUUAAUGAAAAUAUUCCUCCUAUUUAGAUUACCAAACAAAGUCUAUAAAUGUUUUGUUAUAUUUUUUCUGAAUAGAAAUCUGAUAUGUUUGCUUAUGUGCCUUUAUUAGUGAGCAAAGAAUGCUGGUACUGAAAUGAGAAAUCAGCUCAUGUCUCGACACCACAACCUUGUGUAAUGAAAGAAUUUCAAUAAUGAGUUUGUUUGCACUGUGGUGAUGUGGACAUUUGUUUUACCCCAGAUUUGAUCUUAGGAAAACAGCCAUUGUAAUGAAUCACUAAGGUCAGUUGAUUACAGCUGUGUAUUAUUAUUUUGAUGGACUCUAUGGAUGAAUACCAUUGACUUUAGGCUUUUUCUUGUGCAAUUUGUAAACAUGGAAAAAAAGUGAUUUAAUGGAAUUCACGAUUUAAGGUACAAUGAUCAUAUGGCACAAUGUCAUUUGAUAUUUAAUUUGAAAUAACAUUUAAAAUGAGUUGAACACCGUUUCAAAAUGGCGACAGUACAAAAAGACCAAAUGUCACAAUGUAUCAAUGUGUAAAAUUCUUUGAUGAUUAUUAAAAUGAUGAACCAUUGCCAUGAGAAUUAUUCUUUCAGCAUUC